This is a messenger RNA of Urocitellus parryii (Arctic ground squirrel), 1048 nucleotides long. It is a transcript of the gene Pecr, whose product is annotated as peroxisomal trans-2-enoyl-CoA reductase. NCBI's taxonomy places the organism in Eukaryota, Metazoa, Chordata, Mammalia, Rodentia, Sciuridae. Gene Ontology annotation, biological process: phytol metabolic process. The record is from RefSeq and is a predicted model, not a curated record. Gene Ontology annotation, cellular component: peroxisome. Gene Ontology annotation, molecular function: trans-2-enoyl-CoA reductase (NADPH) activity.
GUAACUAAGCUGACGCAGCACGGCGGGCGCUACACUUCUGACGCUCCGGGACUAUGGGCUCCUGGACAAAGGGCCAGAGCUGCCUGGCUCCUGGCUUGCUGCGGAACCAAACGGCCAUCGUCACCGGCGGGGCCACCGGCAUCGGAAAGGCCAUCGCGAAGGAGCUUCUGCACCUGGGGUGUAAUGUGGUCAUUGCAUCCCGGAAAAUCGAAAGACUAAAAUCUGCUGCAGAGGAACUGAAAUCCACCCUACCUCCCUCCAGCCAGGCUCAGGUCACUCCCCUGCAAUGCAACAUCCGUAAAGAAGAGGAGGUGGAUAAUUUGAUCAAAUCUACCUUAGCUGUUUAUGGUAAGAUCAAUUUCUUGGUAAACAAUGGAGGAGGCCAGUUCCUGUCUCCUUUUGAAGAUAUCAAUUCAAAGGGAUGGCAUGCUGUGAUUGAAACCAACUUGACAGGCACCUUUUACAUGUGCAAAGCAGUUUACAAACUCUGGAUGAAAGAGCACGGAGGAUCUAUUGUUAAUAUCAUUGUCCUUAUUAAAAAUGGAUUUCCACUUGCUGCGCACAGUGGAGCUGCGAGAGAAGGUGUUUACAAUCUCACCAAAUCCUUAGCUAUGGAAUGGGCCAGCAGUGGAGUAAGGAUCAAUUGUGUUGCUCCGGGAGUGAUCUUUUCCCAGACUGCUGCUGACAACUAUGGUGAUAAUGGACAAAGCAUGUUUGCAAGGUCCUUCCAGAAUAUUCCAGCUAAACGAAUGGGAGUUCCUGAGGAGGUCUCCUCCAUCGUGUGCUUCCUGCUGUCUCCUGGAGCUUCCUUUGUCACUGGACAGGUGGUGAGUGUGGACGGAGGCCAGUCUCUGUACACACACUCAUACAAUGUACCAGAUCAUGACAACUGGCCUGAAGGAGUUGGUGACCUUUCUCUUGUCAAGAGGAUAAAGGAGUCUUAUAAAGAGAAAGCCAAACUCUAAGCCAAGGAAUAUCAGCUGUCUUUUGUUCCUGAGUGCCUUAACAUCUUGAGAAUGUGCAUCUGCGCUUUAUAAGAACUUAUAAU